Molecule: messenger RNA, 4102 nt
Organism: Petromyzon marinus (sea lamprey)
Lineage: Eukaryota; Metazoa; Chordata; Hyperoartia; Petromyzontiformes; Petromyzontidae
Source: RefSeq, a predicted model, not a curated record
AUGUGCGCAUCAGCGUGUUGAUGUUUUGAUGCGGUUGAUGGACACACCAGUGUCUUCAAGGAAUGUCAAAGCCAGCAGGUGCGAUGUUUGGGUCACAAAUGAGGCGUUUGUUCUGGACGUCAGCGUUGUUCUUGAUGGAUCUGGGUGACAGGGUGAUCCGAAACGGGGGAUCGGGGCUUGAGUCAGCGGUGAGGAACAUUUUGGAUGGGUGGCUGGUUGUCGUUGGCAAGACAACGUGUAAACUCCCUUGCAGUUUGCGUGUCUAUGGAUAUUUGGUGGCAGCAUGGUCACUAGAACAGGGAGCCUGGUGAUUGGUGUCGGUGUCCGUGUUCUGGUCAGGAUGUCCAUCGUGUUAUCGAAUGUUGCAACUGGUAGCUUUGUGUCGUAGCUCCGGGCCCAGGCUGGAGUGGAGUAGGGGCCUCUGCCACUGAGUAGAUCGUCGAUGAGAGGUCGGCAGGUCGCAGUUUAACCGCCGAAGCGCCCCAAGUCGCUCCUGCAAGUUUCUGUCGCAGGGCGGUUCUUUAAUUUGUCUUCUCACAAAUCUAUUUUUUUAAAUGUGAUGUAUGGAAUGCGAUGCGGUAAUGCGAUGUUUAAUGUGAAAUACGAAAUGUGAUGUGCUAUUUUGACAUGAAAUAUGUGCUGAUUGUAUGUAUGACAUGUAACGUGCUGUGAUCUUAUGACAUGUAAUGUGCUCAUUGUGUGUAUAAGAUGUAAUGUGCUAAAGUGAUGUAUGAGAUGUAAUGUGCUCAUGUGCUGUAUGAUAUGUAAUGUGCUUAUGUGCUGUAUGAGAUGUAAUGUGUUCAUGUGCUGUAUGAGAUGUCAUGUGCUUAUGUGCUGUAUGAGAUGUAAUGUGCUACAUGAGAUGUAAUGUGCUACAUGAGAUGUAAUAUGCUUAUGUGCUGUAUGAGAUGUAAUGUGCUACGUGAGAUGUAAUGUGCUUAUGUGCUGUAUGAGAUGUAAUCUGCUACAUGAGACGCAAACUGCUUAUGUGCUGUAUGAGAUGUAAUCUGCUACAUGAGACGCAAACUGCUUAUGUGCUGUAUGAGAUGUAAUGUGCUACAUGAGAUGUAAUAUGCUUAUGUGCUGUAUGAAAUGUAACCAGUAGCUGACGAGAGGCCUUGAGGUUUUCUGCUCGUAGCCGGUGGGUAUGUCACGUGCACGCAGUCACGUGACGCAAGGCAGCCAAUCCACGCAAGCUGAGCAUGGAACUAAAGAACCCGGUACCAAAACACCCGGACGCGAGCGCACGGACCCGCAGGGCUCCCCAUUCAGUGGCAAGAGCCGACCUGGGUCCACAGCAACCAUAGAGCCGGAAAGAGGGGAGGCAAUGGUGAGCCUGAAGCACCUGUCGCUGGGGGUGCUGGUGCUGCAGACGACGGGGCUGGUGCUCAUCAUGCGCUACUCGCGCACGCUGCCGCUCGACGGGCCGCGCUACCUCGCCUCCACGGCUGUCGUGCUCGCGGAGCUACUCAAGAUAGCCACCUGCGUCCUCCUCAUCGGCUACGAGCACGGCAGCAGCGGGCGCACGGCCUUGUUGGUGCUGCGGGAGGAGAUCAUCGGGAAGCCCAUGGAGACGCUCAAGCUGGCCGUGCCAUCCGGCAUCUACACACUGCAGAACAACCUCCUCUACGUGGCGCUCUCCAACCUGGACGCCGCCACCUACCAGGUGACGUACCAGCUGAAGAUCCUCACCACAGCGCUCUUCUCCGUGUUCAUGCUCAACCGGCAGCUGAGCGGCCACAAGUGGCUGUCCCUGCUCAUCCUCGUGGUGGGGGUGGCGCUGGUCCAGUGGCCGAGCGAUGCGGCUUCAAGUGGCCGCCAGUCGCUCUCCGUGGGUUCGCAGGUCGUGGGGCUCGUCGCGGUGCUCAUCGCGUGCGUCUCCAGCGGCUUCGCUGGCGUCUACUUUGAGAAGAUCCUCAAGGGCUCUCGCCAGUCCGUGUGGGUGCGCAACAUCCAGCUGGGGCUGUUUGGGACCCUGUUUGGGCUGAUUGGCGUAAUAGUGUAUGAUGGGGACAAGGUGUGGCAGCAAGGCUUCCUGCAGGGAUACAACAGCAUCACAUGGGUCGUGGUCAUCCUGCAGGCAAGUCUGCGCCCUCCCGCACUUCACAUACUAUUCUUUUUGGCUGUCUCCUGUUUUAUUACAAUUUUACUAUCGGCAUCAUGCCACGAGAUGAAGAACGCUUUCAGAACUCUCGUCGUGAGCAGGGCAUCACCAGUGUUAGAUCAGCCCUGUGGAAGGAGAUAUCACAGAACUACGUUUGCAAUAUCUUCAAGGAAUCUCAAAAGUAGUUUUGUGAUCUCUCCUUGUGAAGGACGUUCCCUAAUUUGCGGGGUGCACUGCUUUGCAGGACUUACCAAUGAUCUAUUCAAACGUAUCCUUGCGGAUUGAUGCAGCUAUAAAAACACAUUUGCUGGGCGCAUUCCCAAAUGCCCAACACGUCAACUGCCCAGUAACAACCAGCACUAUCACAGUUCUAGAUAAGAGUGUAACACGUUUCUUGAAUUGAGCAAGGUCAUUAUAUGAGCUUGGGAAGAAAGAUGGAAGGGAAUUCCAGAAGCUAGCAGUGUGAGGGAUGAAGCAGAAAGAAAAGUGUUGCGAUCUGCAGUGUGGUGAGUGGGUGAUUGGGUGGCUGGGUGAUUGGGUGAGUGAAUAAGUGAGUAGGUGGGCUACUGGGUGAGUGAGUUGUUGUAAUCUGCAGGGUGGUGGUGGUUGAACACCGUAUGAAUGAGACAAAACCAUUUGUCUGGUAGACUAAGUCCUCAACAUUGGUGGGGGAUUCGCUGAGCUAAGUUCACACCAACGGUAACCAUGGUAUAGUAGCAAUAUAAAUAGUGAUACAAAUGUGACUGACUGCUAAUGAGCAAGUGACUGGAGUGAUAUUCUUUGGGUCUUUCGGUAAAGUCACUUAAAUAGGUUCAAAGAAAAUAACAAAAAACUACGACAUUUCGAUCGCAACACAAGCGGUCGUCAUCAGGAAAAAAGUCAAGAUUUGACUGGAGUGUAUUAGUUAGUGCUAGAUCUUCAAUCAACUUGACUCUAAUUCCAUCAAUGAUAAUUAAGCGACAGAGCAGCUCUAACGUGACGAUUGUGUGAGUGAAUGUGCCGGCCCGGUGUUCUGGGUGGUUUAGCCCGUGAGCCACGUGGCGACCUGCAGAGAGAGACUUGCUGAGCCGGUAGGUUUCCUCCCUUGACAAGGUUGCGUGGCAGCUGGGGUCUCUAGCCCGAGGCUCUCGUCCCCGGCUACUGCAAGAUUUUCCGGCUGGAGUUUGCUCAGUGAUUGGAGCCCGGCCUCAUGCUGAGUGUUUGCCCUAUUGCUCACUUCGCGCUGCUGCGCAAGCACGGCGGCGUGUUUCACGUGCAUCAGCAUUUGGUGGAGGAGGCGGCGAGUGCGCAGAUCCGUGUGCCCAGGGUCAGGGUCGACAGUGUCAAGUUCCGCGUUUCAACGCACCAGUUGCAUACAUAUACUCUAGCAACACUUUAGAUCCACAUUCCAUUCAGAAACAAACCUGUAUUUUACAAUGUUAAGGUAUAAAGAUGGAACUGUUUUUAACUAGAGGAUUUUACUUUGUAUCGGAUAUGAACGACAUUCCAUUGGUCUUCUUCACUCCCAUGUGACAGCGUUCCAAGUCACAUUGGUUGGUAAACAGCUUCCUGUGAAAAGCAGCACAGCAGCAGCUAAAAUAUGUGCACAUGUUCAUGGACUAUUGUGAUCCAGAGUCUCUGUACUCAUAAAGUCACCAGCAAUGUUUUUACAGAAAACAGAACUGCUGCUACUGUGCUGCCUUGUGGACAGCGCAGCAUCCCUCCUACUGGAGACUCCAGAUUGCCUGUGCAGUGCAGUAUCCAUUGUAGUUUGGACAAUGUUCACCCUCCAUAGCAGGGGCUGGCACCAGCUCGCGUUUCACCCAUCAUCAUUAUCAUCGCCGCCGCUGGGUCUGUGCUAACGAGCGCCGUGUCGAUGUGCUCCCAGGCCGUGGGAGGGCUCGUGGUGGCGGCCGUCAUCAAGUACGCCGACAACAUCCUGAAGGGCUUUGCCGCGUCCUUCUCCAUCAUCCUGUCCUCCUUCAUCUCCUACAUGUGGCUGCAGGACUUCAUUCCAAC